AUGUUUUACUCAGAAAACUUCGAAUCGGCAGAGAUUAUAAUUAAUCAAACAACACAAACAGAUUCUUUUCAAAAGAACGAAGUACUCAUCAUUGAACGGGCUCGUAGUGUUAAAAAUCGCAACAGACAAGAAGUUAAAUUAAUAAGACCAUUACUGAUUCGGUUGUAUAUUGAAUCAGCUGAACUAUAUCCACUAGAGUAUCUCAAGAGCAUCAACAAUAAAAUAUUUCCAGUAUCACUUCAACAUUUGCAAACAGAAAAUAAAUGCCAAAAAAAUUCAAAAUCAUCUACAUUUUGUGGUUAUGAUAGUUACGAUAUUCACACGGCAAAACUUAUCAAAGGAUAUUCUUGCAAACAUUGUCGCAAUAAAACUUGCCAUACAAUUACACAUUGUCUACGGCAAGAUGAUUAUUGGUACAAUGUUUACAAUAUUGAUUCACGUCAAUUACAUUUUUCGGUUUCUCUGCAUAUUUACGAACUUGCUGAUAAUCUAACUUGGACAUCGUUAUUAAAAAUAGACCUCCAUGGAUUUCCUACUGUAAAUAAAAGUACUGAUAUUGGUGAUAUUCAAAUAAGUUCAUUGAAUGCAAAUGAACAUUCAAUAGCGAAUAAUCUCCUGAAUGAAUAUAAAUAUUUAUUAGUUCGCCAGCCAAUAUUAACAGUUAACAAUAAAAUUCAACCGGACGCUCAUGAAUUUAUGACUGUUAAUAAGUCUGAAUUGAAUCUUGAUGAAAAUGAUCUAUGUAAGAAAAUGGUUAGUACCAAUAAUCGUUCAAUAUGUUCCGUUGAAUGUUCAAAACAUCAACCAUUUGAUUUUUGGCUUUCGGAUAAAGCGAAUGAAUUAAAUCGGAAACCUUUGCGUUAUGCUUUUCAUCCUGCUCUUGAUUUACCGAUUCAUGAGUAUAACAAUAAAUUUAAAUUUCUUAUCCCAUAUAGAAAUAAAUUUCGUCUUAAUAUAACACUCAAACAACGUCAAUCGGUUGGAUUUCAAUGUUUAGUUUCUAUUUCGGAAAUAUCCGUUGAAUCAUUUUCUCAAUAUACAUUUCAAAUUGCAAUAACUAUCAAUAAUACAGGCUUAUCAUUAUGUUCGAUACGUGUAUCUCUCAUGCAAAAUCAACGGAAAAACUUUUAUUUUGAAAAACAAGAAGAUCUAUCUGUAUAUCAUAUUAGUCCAAUGCAUGAACAAUUAGUAUUUUUUACAAUAUCAAUAAAAAGAAGUCAACGGAAAAAAACAGUCCUCUCAUCAAUCUAUAUAAAAACAAGAAUCGAAGAUUUUCUUACGAAUUCGACAUUAGCAGAACGAAAGUUUUUGCUGAAAUAUGCUCAUCAUUGCGUCUGUGUUUCUAUCUGCCAUUGUCAAUGUUUUAAGAAUACACUUGUCCCCAAUCUUGCACAAUUGCAAUGUGUACCUAUGCUUGAAGAUGAUAUUAAUCGAGCAGGAUUAUCAAGAGUGAACAAUGAUCGAUUACUUGAACUAUUGACUGUUCUCGAAAAUCCUUUGAUUGAAACGACCAAUGAACAAUCAAGAUAUGUUAGAAAAUGGUUUUUAUUUAUUGCUGUAUUUGCCCUUUGUUUAAAUGUCUUAUUGAUUUUUACUUUAAAUUAA
Molecule: messenger RNA, 1605 nt
Organism: Rotaria socialis
Lineage: Eukaryota; Metazoa; Rotifera; Eurotatoria; Philodinida; Philodinidae
Source: the annotation of a GenBank genome assembly